Micromonas pusilla CCMP1545 is the source of this 2657-nucleotide messenger RNA. RefSeq lists its product as uncharacterized. The record is from RefSeq and is a predicted model, not a curated record. Gene Ontology annotation, molecular function: calcium ion binding. The transcript has 5 exons. NCBI's taxonomy places the organism in Eukaryota, Viridiplantae, Chlorophyta, Mamiellophyceae, Mamiellales, Mamiellaceae. Bases 43 to 2487 code for a protein of 814 amino acids.
CGCCCCGCGUCUCGCUUCUUCGCGUUCGCGCGCGACCGCGAGAUGGCACCCCGGCGGGACCGCGCCUCCCGCGCGGCGUCGCCGAGGACGUCGUCGUCGUCGCCGCCGGCGGCGGCGACGACGACGCGGACGCCGCGGACGCGCCGCGUCGCGCCCGGCGUCGUCCUCUUCGCGAUCUUCUUCCUCGUCGCCUCCGCCGCGCUCCCGACCGCGGAGGCUGGGUUCAAGGUGGAGAAGGCGACGUUCCGCGUGAACGCGCCGUCCAACAUCCAGGGGACGUACGAGAUGGCGAUCGCCAACUUCGGCGUGCCGCUGUACGGCGCCGUCCUCAACGGCGCGCUCGCGUACCCGCCCGUCGAUCACGAGGCGUGCGAUCCCUACCCAGCAGACUGGCGCGCGCCGAAGCACCCGGGCCUCGGCGCGUCCGUCGUCGUCGUCGACCGCGGCGACUGCGCCUUCACGCGCAAAGCGUUCCACGCGCAGCAGGCGGGCGCGGACGCGGUGAUGAUCCACGACAACGUCGCGGAGACGCUCGUCACCAUGGACGCCGCCUCGGACGCUCAGGCGCGUUCAUAUUUUUACACUGGUCCCCAUACGACGACGUUCGCGUGGUGCACGCCGAUCCUUAAGGACUUUAUCCCCCGGCGCAUCUCUCCGCCCAGGUACGCGUCAAACAUCACCGUCCCGGUGGCGCUCAUCACGAAACAGGUGGGCAACGUCCUCGAGGGCGUCCUCUCGCAGGGACACAACGUCCUCGUGACGCUGAACUGGACGGACGUGAUGCCGCACCCGGACGAGCGCGUGGAGUGGGAGCUGUGGACGAACAGCGGGGACGAGUGCGGGCCGUCGUGCGACGCGCAAAAGACGUUCAUCCGAGACAUGGCGCUCACCGCGCAGACGUUGGAGCGAGGCGCGUUCACGCAGUUCACGCCGCAUUACAUCACGUGGCUGUGCCCGCCGGAGUUCAUCGACGAUCCCGCGUGUGUCGCGCAGUGCAUCAACCGCGGGCGGUACUGCUGCCCGGACCCGGACGACGACUUCCGCGCCGGGUUCAGCGGCGUGGACGUCGUGAUGGAGAAUCUGCGAUCGCUGUGCGCGUUUCAGAUUUUGAAUCAGACGGAGACGCCGUGGAAGUGGUGGGACUACGCGACGGCGUACGGCGAGAAGUGCACGAUGGCGAACGGGCGGUUCGGCCAGGAGAGCUGCGCGAUCGAAGUCCUGAGCGACCCGAAGGUUGGCGUCGACGUCGACGCGUGGCGGAGGUGCGUCGGCGACCCGAACGCGGACGCGAUAAACCCGCUGCUCGAGGCGGAGCAGCGCGCGCAGGUGGACACCAGCGCGGACCGUGAACGCGGCGACAUCGUGCUGCUUCCCACAGUGGUGAUCAACGAGCGGCAGUUUCGCGGGAAGCUCGAACGGAGCGCGGUGCUGGACGCCAUCUGCGCCGGGUUCGAGCGCGGCGCGGAGCCGGAUCUGUGCGCCGCGGGCGCGGACCAGAACGACGCGUGCGCGGCGGGAUCCGUCGGCGCGGUGCACUGCGCGUCCGACGCCGACGGCCUCAGCCUCACCGGCUGCGAGGAGAUCUCGCGGUACCCGUUCUAUCAGUGCGCGUGCCCGCUCGGGCGGCGGAAAGUCACGCGUCCGGAUGGCAACUUCACGUGCGAGGAGGUGAACGAGUGUCAACGCGCGACGGUGGAGAUGCCGUCGUGCUCGUGCGAGCGGUGCGUGUGCCGCGACCUUCCGCUGGGGGAGUUCACCUGCCACGAGGAGCCGCCGAGCGCGUGCGCGGACGCGGGCGGAAGGAGCGGCGUCGACGAAACCCCCGGCGGGUGCUGGGUCUCCGCGGAUGGCAAACACAACGCGUGUCGCGAUAACAUCGAGGCGAAGAAAGCGACGGGGUUGAAAGGCGGCGACCCGGCGACGAUCCCGGCGACGACGUGCGCGUGCCCGAAGGGGUUCUCCGGCGACGGCGUGCGGUCGUGCGUCGACGUGGACGAGUGCGUGACGUCGUGCAAGGGCGAGCACAUGACGUGUCAAAAUUUGGUGGGGUCGCACGAGUGCGCGUGCGCGGCUGGGUACGUCGCGCGGUUCGACGCCGCCUCCCCGGACGGGAUCGCGUGUUUCCUCGGCGGAGGAUCAGGCGGCGGAUCCGGCGGGCGCGUCGUCUUCGUCGCGUUCCUCGUCGUCGUCGCGUGCGCGACGUGCGCCGCCGGAGGGUUUUGGCUCUACCGAAGGAAAGUGCGGUCGUACAUGGACGCGGAGAUCCGGGCGAUCAUGUCGCAGUACAUGCCGCUGGAGGACGAGGGCGAGGACGGGGAGCAGACCGGCGGCGUCGCGCAAGGGAAUCCGUUCGUGGGAGGAGGUGCGGCGGCGGGGAGGCACGACAGGACGGGGUACGUCAUCGGAGGGGACGCCCCGGACGACGACGAGAUUCCGACGGACAAGGAGAUGACGACGCUCGGGGGAGGCGGCGGGUUCAACGCGUGAACGCUCGCCGCGGGAUGGACGCUCCACGAUGACGAUGGAUGUAUUAUCACGCGCGCGAACGCGAACGCGACGGCGACGACGACGACGACGUCGACGACGGCGAAACGAGACUAUCAUAAAGUGCGCGGCGCCGACGACGCGCGCGAUGAACGAAAGAACGCCGACGAACC